GUAAGUGUGGUGCUGUCCACUAUUAAAGCAAGGAGUACACAGGCAAAGAAGUGAAACAAGCAGCGCGUAGUUGCAGGGGAGGAUUUUUAUCAGACUAUGAGUAGGUCUCGUUCAUCGCCCGGUCGUCAAAGUCUACUGAUAGACCUGAGGACGAGCUGCCUGGCCCGCCCAUUUUGCUCCUUCGCGUUGUGUACAACGUCGAUGCUGGACAGCACAACAACUUCUGUCUGGGGCCAGUGCGUGGACGAUCCUUCUUUCCGGGAUGACGACGGGCGCCCGUGCAGCUGGUGGCGCGGGAAGCUGUGCAACCAAGCUCGGGCGAUCUACGGUCAUACGUCGGAUGGAGAAACGCAGCUGCUUUGCCACUGUGGGGAUUCUUGCCAGCAGCGUUCCUUUUGCUUCACCGACGCCUGCUAUGAUCGCGCGACCUGUGCCUUGUCCUCGCUGGCGCCCCCCAGCAGCUGUUCGGGUCAGGAGCUGCAGCGGUUGCAAAAGUGCAAUUACGGGCACCAGUGCGCAUCCCGCUUUUGUUGUCCGACCUUGAAAGUCUGCUUGACGAGCGCCGCGGACGUGGUGUCCAGCAUUGAUAUGGCGGUCCUGGAGAAUCAACUGACGCGGCCCGGCUUGCGGGUCGUGAUCGGCCAGGAGGGCACCUGCUCUCCCGCGGAAGUGUUCGCGCACCCGGAGCAGUGUCUCAACCACGCGGGUUCCGGGGUUGUUAUGAAGACGAAGCACGACCAAGCACGCUGCGGCUGCAAAACAUCGUACCUCUUCCAGCUGUACCAGAACACGUGGGUACCGUGCCCAGGCGCUCAGCCCCGCUGCUCCAAGCGCGCCAACCCUAACAAGUUCAACGUCACCACAACGCUGCGGGUUCCUAUGCAGCUUCCGGCGGCUUUUUUCAACCGGACCGCGCUGCAACAGGACCCGCUGUUUCGGCAAGCACUGCAGACGGCGCUGUUGACCACGAUUAGCGGCGGGAUCUCCGCAGACAACAUCGUGCUCACGUCUGUCACUCUUUUGGACGCGAACGGGGCUGACCUCGAGCUGCAGUCCUUUCCGCCCGUCGUUGUUUUGCGAAGGCAACUCUUCCAGGCUGAACAAGCAAGAUUAAGAAAUGCAGAAAGGGAGAGCGCUGAGACGAGAGCAUCUACAUUGUCUUCGGCGUCUACACUCGCCACAACAAGGGAAGCGGUACAGAAGAAGAAGAGUCAAGCGCUGACACCAGCAGUUUCUGCAAAAGCAACGAUCGCGCAUCACAUCGAGGAAGCUCUUAAGCCCCAGGGAGAAAAGCCACAGCAUGUCGGUGGAUCUGUGUCUCGAUUGCUUUCGUUCGUUCCAGUUCCAGUUCCGGCAAACGCAACACGCAUGUUGGAACGGAAAGAUGUGCCUGCUCGCUAUCUUGAUGGACAUGGAGGUAGCUCGGCGACAACUGUCGUGCACCAUUUUAUUGACCAAGACCAGGACAGAGACAAUAUAAACAGCAGGCAAAGGGCGUUGGUGUUCGCACAGAUGGGUCUCGCACUAAGCGCGAAGAAGUCAACCCCAAAUUCGCAGGAGCUUGCAGCAUGUGUGUCCUGCGCAGCACAGAGGAUGCGCUUCGAGGAGCGCAAGCAGGAACAAGAAAGCCUCAUAGAAGUACAAGGGCCCAAUGCAGCUGCCUUACGCAACAAGCGUCGGACCAAGGACAGGCAGACGCGGGCUCAUCCAGCAGCAGCAUCACUUUUUUCGUUUCGCGCUCUAGCGACUUCUUCAACAUCUCCUCCCUUGGCGUCCUCGAGUGUUCUGUUUGGGUUGGAGUUUCGCAAUAUCGCAACAGCCUGGGACGCACUCGGGGUUCGCAACGAACUCCGGCAGAUUUCGGAAAGCUCCAACUUUGUAAGUAAGCUGCGGCUGGAGAUCCAAGACCUGGCCCUGCCGGCGCGUGGCGACAAUCUCUUCGCACUGGCGGUGCAAUCUGGCAGCGUGACAGGCCCCGAGCUUGUGGCCGGAAUCACGGGGCCCGUCGUUGAAGUUGCCGGAGCGAGUGGAAGUGCGGCGCAUGGCAGUGGCACAGCAUCAGCAACCGGCGCAACAAGUUCAGGGGACGACGGCCUGGACGUGGCCGAAAUGACCAUUCUGAUCGGCGUAAGCCUGAUUGCGGUGUUUUUUCUUGCCUUCUGCUACGUGUAUUUCCGCCAGGGUUUGUUCGCACGGUGGACGAGCGUUCCUGGCACUGGAGAUGAAACGUCGUUUCCGCGGUCGUGGCUCUCUGGAGGCAGCCACAUCGCCGUCGACCCCCUGUUCGACCCCCACAACGCGACCCACGACGAGAAGCUGCGGGGUAUCGGUACGUCUCAAAUGCAAGGGCGUGAGGACGAUGACCUGAAGAACAUUGGGCAGGCACUGACUCCGACGGCCGAGGCGUAUUUGCGGGGGUUGGCGAGUGCUUAUCCGCCACUGACGGACGUAGUCUCGGAUUUCGGAUCACCCUCCAAGACAACUUGGCGCAGCGGGGGCGAAGCGAGGACCCCAACCAAGUACCACGCCAAUCUUUCCGAUAUGGAGGCUCGCGUCGAGAAGCUUCUCGCAACUGCUUCGCGCCUCGGAACGCCUAUCGGGAGUGCGGCGCCCGGGACCGCGGCUUUGCUGGACGCCGACUUGUCUGACGCAGAAGAUACUAGUAGAGCUGCUCCGCACGAAGCGGCAAGUUCGCGUCGGGCCGCCCAUGUGAGCAUCGAAGACCUCACGUCGCCGACCCCAGGCAAUUGGGUGGUGGUUCCCCCCGAACCGGGAGACUUUGACCUCGUUUCUCACGUGGUGCCGACCCCGCCGGCGCCAUUGCCUCUAGCCGAGCCGAACAUAACAGAUCAUAUGCACACCAGCAAGAAUGACUCGCCGUACAACUACCCUGAAGGAUCAGGUUCAGACGACGCAAUAUCAAUGCGGCCUACUGGUGAUCGUAGUAGCGCAGAGCGGGCGUCUAGCUCUGCUGUGCAAAGUGACUUUUUACCGUCGCGAAGCCUAGCCACACAGGAGAGCGACUUUUUUCAAUUUCCGCAGAGAGAGAAGUCGCUACCUACAACGCCCGACGCGCCGCCGCCAUUGGAACGCACCGGCGUCAAGGAAUCGGCGGCAGUCUGGCAAGACCGAUGA
Amoebophrya sp. A120 is the source of this 3135-nucleotide messenger RNA. The record is from the annotation of a GenBank genome assembly. Lineage: Eukaryota; Dinophyceae; Syndiniales; Amoebophryaceae.